AUGCCCAGAAGUGCGUAGACGCUCCCGCCAGCUCCUGUCUGCGGAAGACUCUCCACUGCGCCACCCAUGGAGCGCAUCGAGGGGGUGGCCGUGGGCCUCUGUUCCCGCUCGCCCUACCUGCGGCCUCUCAGGCUGCACUACCGCCAGGACGGUGUCCAGAAGUCCUGGGACUUCAUGAAAACACAUGACAGUGUGACCAUUCUCAUGUUCAACUCCUCUCAGAGAAGCCUGGUGUUGGUGAAGCAGUUCCGGCCAGCUGUAUAUGCAGGCGAGGUGGAGCGCCUCUUCCCAGGGUCUCUGGCAGCUGUGGACCAGGACCAGCCCCAGAAACUUCAGCCAGCACUGCCUGGCUCAGUGGGAGUGAUGGUGGAACUCUGUGCCGGCAUUGUGGACCAACCUGGGCUCUCACUAGAAGAAGUGGCCUGCAAGGAGGCUUGGGAAGAGUGUGGCUAUCGCCUGGACCCCACCGACCUGCGCCAAAUUGCCACGUACAUGGAAGGGUCCCUAGGCAUGUGGUGUGUGUCCAGGAGCUGAAUACAGGGAGGCACAGUGAUCCAGCUUCACCUUGAUGGUCCCAGGACAGGAGUAUAUCCAGCCACUGCCAUCUAUGCCCUGCCCUUACAUCCUGCAGCUGCCUAAUGCCCACCAUCGGAAUCCCAUGACCCUCAGGAUUGCCCUUGGGUGUUCGCUGUCUGACGGGCAGAGUGGGGGAGGGCUCUGGAGGGCAGGAGGAUGGGUUAGGAGUCAGGGCACCUGGGCUUGGGUAAAGUCCAGUCCCUCACUCUGAUCUGCAGCCUGGCGGGCAGGUCAGCCGGCACCAGUGCUGGGCCUAAUGGAGCUGGCAUCGAUUUCCCGGCUUGGGGUGGGGGGGCUGUAACCGGAAACUCCCCUCCCUGGCCGCUAUAUUUAGCAUCACAGGACAUGGGCGGAAGCAUAGCUCACUCCUGAGCCCAGCCAGCUCCGUCCAAAUCCUGGGCUGCCUCAUCCUCCAGCCUGGUCCUGAGGCCCCUCUGUGCCUGUCCAGCUCAAGCUAAGCACCCAUUCAGAACAGGCCCAGACCUCAAGUGUUAGGGAUCUUGGCGAGAGCCACCAGGCGGGAGUCAGUCAUGCCCAGUGGGUGAUGAAGGCCUUCCUGAACAGGCAGAGCAGCUGACCCCACAGGGUCAGGUCAGGGUUUCUGAGCCCCCAAGUAUACUGGGAGCAGCAUGAAGGCAAGCAUUAGGUUUGAAGGGUGUGUGAGGCAACAGUUCUCCACGUGCAGGUCCAUCUGCCCCUGGCAAUUCUGCCUGAAAGCUGCCGAAAUCAGUGCAGGGCGGGGGUUUUCAGGGGAGGUCCCACUCAAUGCAAGUGGCCACCUUCCACACCUUCAGCAUCUGCUGGUCACCAUCAGGUAAGGUGGUGGUGCCCAGGAGGAGGAAGAGGAGGUCAUCACCAUUGUGGUGAUGACACCUGGUCAUGGCAGGUGUCAUCCAGGUAUUGAAUAUACUGCCCUGAUAGUCACCAGCUGUUCUAACCAAGGAGACCCAGGUCUCCCUGUUCUCCAAGGCAUGCUGUUGGACAGACCCCCUCGGAGCCUGUGUACCUACAAGGUAAGUCCUGUGUCUUGGCCUGAUGAAGAAUCCUUCCCUGAGCCACUGCACCCACAGUUCUGAGCAAGGGGGUGGGAGUAGGCUGAGUCAGUCACACAGAAGUCCAUGUCAGCACACCGUGGCUCUGCCUGCUGGCCUGUCCUCCCACAGCUACCUGACAGCAGGAAACAGGGAGGCACACAGAGAUGGGCUGCAGGGUUAUCCCUGGGUUCUAUUUCAUGCUGAGCUCCCCCCGCCCCAGCCCCUGCACUGCCUGGACACCCCAGACACUGUCCUAGACACCUGUGCCUCUCAACAGCACCGUGCCAUCACCCUGACCUCCCCUUACACCCCUCCAGGCCGCUGUCAGGGAUCUUGAUGAAAAUGUAAGUCGUGGUGUGACACAGCCAUCCAGGCUCUUUGUGACUUCCCACUGGUAUCGGCAGGAAGACUGCAGUAUUACCACCCACCUUGGUUUGGAUAUUUUGUCCUCAUAAGCCCUUGUCAGGUUCUUUGAGCCCCAGAACCUUAGCGUGUUAUUCCUUUUCCUCACCUUGCUGCCCCACCCUCUGGGUCUCAUGGGGCGUGGGAGUGGGGGUGUGUGGAGGCACCUGGUUUUAGACUCUUUUACGGUUUGCUGGUCUACAAUAUAUCAUCCACCCUUAGAGAGGUCCCUGCAGGUAGGUCAGGGCUGUGGCUGCCUAGUUCACAGCUUUGCUGGGUGCCUCAAAGAGAUGGUGAACAUAGGCAAGCUGGGAAAGCUAAGGCUCUUGUGUCCUCUGUGGCCUCCCUGUCUCCAGGCCGGAGAGAAAGUGAGGCUGAAUCUGCAAAGGGAUUGUCUUCUUUAAAGAUGCAAACAUCGGGAAGACUCUUGACACACUCCAAUUCCCUUAUUUGGUGGGUGUCCCUGUGUGUAGCCAGGCCUGGCUUGUCAUGCCCCCCAACUAGCCUACCUGCCUGUGGUCUUCCUGGGCUCAGGCUGGGGUGGGAGCACUCUGAGUGUGCAGAGCCAGGUAUGGGGGAUGCUGGCCCAACCUUGCAGGCCUGCUGCUUCUGCAGGAGAUUUUGGAGAGGCAUUGGACACUGGUGGGACAGGUGCACUGCUCAAGGCAUUCCCAGGGCUUGGCUCCCUGUGUAGGUUGCCAGGCAAUAUCCAGGAGGCAAGGUAGUAUCCCUGGUCCACUUCUACUGUGCCUCUGAUUCACCAGUAUCAGAAUUUCCCCCUCCCCCAGUAAGUCCUCUGGCAGUGACUUGGUCCAGUCGGGGAAACCUGGGAGAGGAUCCUUGGAGAAAGGACAACCCAGCUAUUGUGGGGUUUUGAAGGGCAGGGUAACACAUCACCACCUCAAGUAUGGGGAUUUCUAAUCACUGGGGUUACCACUGGCACUGGAAAGGGCUCUGCUGAGUGGAACAGAGGCCGUUUGUAGACGAAGAACCCUUGGUAUUGACAUGCGGAGGAGGUGAUCACCUAGGAACAGGCUUAAGAGAUGGUAGUGGAGGGUUGGGAUUCCCAGAUUGCUGGAAAAUCCUCUUUGGGUAGCUCUCUUGAUAUGGACCACUGUCCUUUAUUCCCAUUUCCUUUCCCCCAAAUUUGGACCUCUGGCCGGCGAGUUCCUUGAAGAUAAGAGUCUGGCGACGUCCACCUCCUAAACAGCCUGCAGGAAGGAGCAUUUGUUGACUGGCUACUCAACCUGUGCGCUUGGAGGAGGGGAGGGCUGGGCGUCGGAGGGGAGCAGCGCCCCCUGUAGCCUGCGUGGAGGUGGCAGGAGGCUGAGGAGCGGGGGAGAUUCCUCGGGGAAGGGGGCGCACCAGGAGUUGGGCUCAUUCAGGUCCCAGGGCCCCAUCCGCCCUGCAUGGGGGCAAAAUCCUGAUGCGUACAUCAGGCAGCAUCUCCUUUGGGACCAAGAGCAGAGCGAGAGUGGCUGCGCUCUGAUGGGAGGGGACCAUGACGGUGACCUCAGGGGGCGCCCCACUCCCAGGCUGCUAACCCGGGGGAGAAUUCUAGAGGAGAAGAGGCCACACCUCAGCGAGCCUGGGCACAAGAGAAGCCACUGCGUGGUGGCCCCGCGCCCCGCCGCCCCGCGCGGAGACCGCGCCCUCGCCUCCUUUAAAGCCCGGGGCGCCCCCAGCACCCCCCCACAGCCCCACCCCACGGCGAGGCCCCGCCCCCUCAUGAAUAUGCAGGUGCGCGGGUGACGAAUGGGCGAGCGAGCUGUCAGUCUCGUCCCGAACUUGUUGGCUGCGGUGCCGGGAGCGCGGGCGCGCAGA
Molecule: messenger RNA, 3836 nt
Organism: Peromyscus californicus insignis
Lineage: Eukaryota; Metazoa; Chordata; Mammalia; Rodentia; Cricetidae
Gene: Nudt14
Product: nudix hydrolase 14
Exons: 5
Coding region: 67-534 (155 amino acids)
Biological process (GO): ribose phosphate metabolic process; nucleoside phosphate metabolic process
Molecular function (GO): UDP-sugar diphosphatase activity; metal ion binding
Source: RefSeq, a predicted model, not a curated record